CACCGCGCUCCAGCGAAUCAGGGACUUUUUUUUUUUUAUAUCUUCUCUCAUACCAGACGAAGGAGCGGAAACGACACAUUUUCAACACAAACAGCGACGUUAUUGAUAUUUAACUGCAACACAGAGCCUGUCGUGUUGUUUUAUUUCGGUUCGGGUGGAACUUUUAAAACCAGAUAAAUUGUAAGUCAUUGUAAGGAACCUGCUGGUCCCCAGGUCUACCUGAUGAGUAUGAGCCUGACUACAGAACCCCCUAACGAUGGUCCCACUGUUACAGAAGAGAGCAAAAUGACUUCAGCCGAGAAGAAGGACAAGAAGGCAGACGAUGUGGCGGAGGAAGAGGAGGAAGAGGAAGAAUAUGUGGUGGAAAAGGUCCUGAAUCGGCGGGUGGUGAAAGGGAGAGUUGAGUACCUUCUCAAGUGGAAAGGUUUCUCUGAUGAAGAUAACACGUGGGAGCCAGAGGAUAACUUGGAUUGUCCAGAUUUAAUUGCAGAAUUUCUGCAGUCCCAAAAAUCAGCACACGACGGAAAGAGAAAGGCGGUCGGAGAUGCAGAAGGAGACGAAAGUAAAUCGAAGAAGAAGAAAGAUGAUACAGAGAAGCUAAGGGGCUUUGCUCGAGGCCUGGAUCCAGAAAGGAUUAUUGGUGCCACAGAUUCCACAGGAGAACUCAUGUUCCUCAUGAAAUGGAAAAAUUCUGAUGAGGCCGACCUGGUGCCGGCGAAGGAGGCGAACGUGAAGUGUCCGCAGGUGGUCAUCUCGUUCUAUGAGGAGAGACUCACUUGGCACUCGUAUCCCACCGAAGAUGAAAAAAAGGAUGACAAAAACUAACACAGGGCGAAGGGGCAGGGGCAAAGAAAGAAACUGUAGUUUUGAACUUCAUUGUACUUUCAACAGGGGGGUUGGGAGGGGCAGGGAGGGGGAGCAGAGACAAGCAAGACACCACUGGACUCAUUCGUCUCUUGGUGUAGUAUCAUUCAUUUGAUUCUACUUUUAUCUGGAUAUAAUCAAAAUAUAUAUAUAUGCUUCAGGUUUGCUUGACAAAGCCCUGUCCAUUUGAAUUGUAACACACAGUGUUAAUUUUCAGAAUCCAUUCCAGUUUUAAGAGUCGCCCGGAUAUUCCAGUAUGGUUUUCACACGACAUUUGGUCCAGUGCUCGGUCGUCUUUUCACGACAUUGUAUCAGUGAGGUGAUGUUUUUAUUUCAUUGCUGUGCCAUUUUCUUUACUCGGUCCAUUGGUGCUGUUGAGGGCAAAACUGUGUUGAUCUUGGCUGUUUCCCUGGGACUCGUUUGGUGUACGGUUAUGAAGUCUUUUUAGUGAUUCGUUUGGUCACUGGUAAUCUCUGUAGUGUUUUUCAUUACAAUGUCUUGCUUGUCAGUUUUGGAAAAUAAACCACUUUUUGUUACUG
Messenger RNA from Toxotes jaculatrix (banded archerfish), 1403 nucleotides. RefSeq names its product chromobox homolog 1b (HP1 beta homolog Drosophila) (gene cbx1b). NCBI's taxonomy places the organism in Eukaryota, Metazoa, Chordata, Actinopteri, Toxotidae. Bases 223 to 825 code for a protein of 200 amino acids. The record is from RefSeq and is a predicted model, not a curated record. The transcript has 6 exons. Gene Ontology annotation, biological process: chromatin organization; negative regulation of transcription by RNA polymerase II. Gene Ontology annotation, molecular function: chromatin binding. Gene Ontology annotation, cellular component: pericentric heterochromatin; nucleus.